AUGAAGAAAUUGGGGGGGAAGCAGGUGCUCAAGCCUACGGGAACCAGGUUCGGGACACAAUACAUAGCCAUGGCCCGGCUAUGUGAGGUGAGGAGUGGGCUGGCGGCGAUGGUGCUCAGCGACGAGUGGAAGGUGUGGGCAGCGGGGGACAAGGAUAGGAAGACUGCAGCCGAGAAAUUCAGGGCUGCUGUGAUGGAUGAGAAGUGGUGGGGGGUGGCGGAGUUCUUUUCCUCUCUCAUGGCGGUGCCAUUCAAGGCCAUGCGGGCCACAGACUCUUCCGCGAAAGGCAUGAUGGGAAAGCUGUAUGACAUUAUGCUACAGCUUACCGAGGACAUCAAUGACAAGCUCGACGCUUCAGGCGACUUCUUGACUCGGACAGAGAGGGCAGAUAUCACCAAGAUUGUGAAGGACAGGUGGGACAACUCCCUUGCCUGCCCCAUGCAUGUGGUUGGCCGGAUCCUGAAUCCGGCCAACCAGGAGGAGGGAAUUUUCAGGAACGAUGUGGAGUGCACGAGGGUGUUCAAGGACUACAUCGAGCGCCACUAUGACCACGUCACCUUCAGGCGCGGCAAGGAUGGUGCCCCUCGCCGCGCCUCCCUUGUGCUGCAGGAGGCACUGCUGGCCUACAUCAACUUGGAGGGCAGUUUUGGCAAGCCGAGCGCCAUAGCUGCAAGGGAGGCAGUGAAGAAAGGGGAGAUGAGCAUGGUGCAGUGGUGGUUGUGGCACAGCACCGAGUACCCUGAGCUUGCCACCCUCGCAUGCCGGAUUCUCACUCAGCCCGUCUCGGCUUCUUCAUGCGAACGUGGCUGGGUGCGGUGGGAAGGCGUCCACACCGCCCGCCGCAACCGCCUCGGGUCCGCCAAGUGUGCGGACCUGGUUUACAUUGCGCACAACUGGAACGUUGUGCGCAAUCGGUACAACAAGGAUGGGGCCAGCACCGUUGUGCCCGGGAACAUCCCGGAUGCCCCUAUCCCCCGCGGCUACAACAUGGACGAGGAGGAGGAGGAUGACCUGCUGGGGGGGGAAGGAGAUGAUGCAGUGCUGGCAGAUGAGUAUGGGGAAGGGGUGGUGGUGGAAAAGCCCCGCAAGGAAAUAGGCUGUGGGGAAGCUCGCUAG
Messenger RNA from Closterium sp. Yama58-4, 1116 nucleotides. NCBI's taxonomy places the organism in Eukaryota, Viridiplantae, Streptophyta, Zygnematophyceae, Desmidiales, Closteriaceae. The record is from the annotation of a GenBank genome assembly.